AUGUCGAGGGGCAUCGGAAUCAAUUACUUUGCAAUGCCUUUCUCGUUGAUGCUAUUUUUAUCUUCCACCAUAUUCGGAGUUACAAAUGCCAUACCAUGGGCCGCAGCUGAACAGACAGCUACAUAUAAAGCAGAUGAAUGGUCACCGCGACCGACCAAUACGAUCACAAAGCCUCGAGAUCUUUUUAAGAGAGGCUCAAUCGAUGUUGAUGUAUGUGGGUGGAUUGGAGGAAACCUAGCUCAGCCUGUGGGUUGUGUAAGCGGAUCUUCAUGUAUUCAUGAUACUUCGCUGGUAUUUGUUGGGUGCUGUCCGACCUCUUCUGCUGGAGCAGAUCCUAUUCCUUGUACUGAUGGAUUAUACACCACUUGUAUCGACCAUAAUAGUGCUGGAUAUGCUCCAAAUUCUUUCUUAAUCAAUAAUGGUGUAUUAUCAUGCCCCGCUAGUUCAAGCUGUUACCAAAUCAAUUACCCACAAAGUUAUGUUCAAUUUGCAUGUGGUCCCUCAACGGCAAAUGUCACAGCAGCUACCACCUUUGCCGGUCAAGCUACGGAUCUUAACCUACAGAUUGUAUAUACUGGAGUCACAUUUAACCCAACAAUCACAAUCCAAAAUCCUAGUAAUUUUGGUGCUGCAACAUCAUUCCCAGUCUCUUCGACUGGAACUCCAACACAAUCCACAGCUUCGGCUGUUGCGGGUAAGGGGUCACUUACAGCUUCGGUUCCGGAAUCGUCAACUUCUGCAGCUACAGCAUCGAAUGGAAGUUCAAAUAUGGGGGCCAUCGUUGGUGGAACUGUUGGUGCAUUAGUUGUUAUCAUAGGAGCCUCAGUGGCAGCUUUCUUUUUCUUUCGCAAAAGAGGAAAUAAUCGAGUAUCGAGCGUGCCUCGUGGUGUAACUUCUCCAAGCCGUCCCUCGGAAGCAACUUUUGAAUCAGUUCCUAACCCAGCACCAUCUCUACAACCGAUUCAUUCUCCUGUUUCGUUUGGACUCCACUCCUCACAACCUCAAGACCAUUACUCUCAGAUGAGCGGUACCAAUAGCCUAGGUUAUGCACCUGUUUUCCAAUCUCCCUACCAUCGGCCCAUUACCCCUAUUGGACAUGAUGAACCCGUCGAAGCACUCACCCUCGACCUCUACUCCCGUAACCUUCGCUCGCCAUCUCCUAGACCAGACCCGUUCCAACCACCACACUCCGAAAGACUUCCAGAAUCAUACGACCCUUCUCGACCACGUAGUCCGCCCUCUUCAGAACCAUACAACCCAUCACAAUCACCCGAAUCUCAACAUGAUUACCUAUCUCAAUCUCCCGAACCCCAGCGCUACUACCACUUCUCCUCCCCAGAACCACAAGCCCUUCGACCCCGUCCCUCUCGCUCUCCACCUCAUUUAAGUACAUCCCCAGCUCCAAUCCAUAUCACAAACCCCUUCAUCCUCCCUCCUACCGCCGACCUCCCUCCACUCGAUAUUAUGGAAGACAUCCAAACCCCUAUUACCCCCAAACCUUCACAAGCAAAUUGGCACUUGGCUUUGACUGGCGAUCGCCGCACCUAUGCCCCCACCGAUGGCCUUUCCACAUCCGCCGACCACCAACAUGAACCCAUGCCUGCCAUGCCUGCCCUAUACGCCGACAUAACCACUGCCAUGGGUGCCGAAUCCAUGUCACCCCCCAAAGACUCCUUUCUACCACGCCAAUACUCCGAGUCGACCAAGCCCGGCACCCGUCGUAAUUUCUCGCGCAAAGGCCGAGCUGAAAAAGAAGGACUCGAAACUUCAAUCGAAGAUGAAGCUGAAGAAGAAGCGGCCAUGAGCAACAAUAUCCGACAGUCCGGAUGGGUACCUUUUGGAUUGAGAACGAGAGAUAGCCCGUCUCCCCAUUCUGCGCCGAGAAUGCCCGAUAGGAGGUUGGGGAGUGAUAACGAAGCACCAGCGCAGAGACAUCAGAUGGGUGAUCAAAGGGAUGAGGAAAUGCGCAUUGCGUAUAAUCCGAAUGCGUGUUCAAAUAAUGGACUCAUCGGACCACCGAGAGUGGUGAGGAUUGGAAGACAGCCCAGUCCGGUCAUAGAUCCCAAUGCCGUGGAAGGAGGUUGGCUGUGA
Molecule: messenger RNA, 2091 nt
Organism: Sclerotinia borealis F-4128
Lineage: Eukaryota; Fungi; Ascomycota; Leotiomycetes; Helotiales; Sclerotiniaceae
Source: the annotation of a GenBank genome assembly